AGUAUCGAAGGCAGUGCAACGCGCCAUUUUGAAAAGACCGGCGUUCGCGUAAACAAAACGUUAGUGUUGGUAGCUUGGGCGGAUUUGUAAUCCAUCGCAAUCAUGAAGUUAGUCAGAUUUUUGAUGAAACUAAGUCACGAAACAGUGACGAUAGAGCUGAAGAAUGGUACUCAAGUCCACGGCACGAUAACUGGUGUUGAUGUGGCCAUGAACACUCACCUUAAAGCUGUCAAGAUGACAAUGAAAAACCGUGAACCAGUGCAGCUCGAUAGUUUGAGCAUCCGAGGCAACAACAUUCGAUAUUACCUCUUGCCAGACAGCCUGCCGUUGGAAACACUCCUCAUCGAUGACACACCCAAAGCCAAAGCUAAGAAGAAGGAGGCUGCCACUAUGGGCCGUGGCCGUGGAAGGGGCAGAGGCCGUGGUCGAGGACGAGGUGGUGCCAGGGGUCGAGGACGACGGUAGACAUUAUGGCAGCCAUGCAGGUGGGCAAGCAGACGUCAUUCGAAGAGUGCGGCAUCAGUUGUGGGAGCUUUUUGGGAAGUUAUUGCAAUUAGGAAGAGCAACAAGUUCCUUUUUUUUUUUCCUCGCUCAUUCUACUGGCCUCAUCAUUACUGUUCUUUUGAUUCAACCAUCAUUCAUGCCAACUUUUGCCAUUAGCCCUAGCUAUCAAAUGUUUAAACAUUGUGACUCUAGCAAGAAAUCAUAUGUUUUCAUACACGGAAGCUGAACCCUAAGAUAAACUUACUUCCUGUAGCUGCAUAUUGCAUACAUAAUCCAACUAAAAUAGUUGCUCUUCCUGAAAGCAUUGGCAUGUGGCUUCCUUUUGCUGGGUGUGCACCCAUAUCAUAACAUCAAUUUAAUAAUGCUGCACUGGACUCUGAAAGAUUUGUUUUCAAUUUUUACAUUUGGGACAUCAUACACUCACAUUGUGUAUAUAUAUGCAAACUGUCGUAUUUUGUCAUCUGACAGAUGUUUGUUUAGUUUUUGUUCAUUAGCUGUGAAAUAAAAUGUACGGCU
Molecule: messenger RNA, 1020 nt
Organism: Rhipicephalus sanguineus (brown dog tick)
Lineage: Eukaryota; Metazoa; Arthropoda; Arachnida; Ixodida; Ixodidae
Gene: SmD1
Product: small nuclear ribonucleoprotein Sm D1
Exons: 5
Coding region: 103-465 (120 amino acids)
Biological process (GO): spliceosomal snRNP assembly; RNA processing
Cellular component (GO): U4 snRNP; catalytic step 2 spliceosome; commitment complex
Molecular function (GO): RNA binding
Source: RefSeq, a predicted model, not a curated record